Molecule: messenger RNA, 2481 nt
Organism: Candoia aspera
Lineage: Eukaryota; Metazoa; Chordata; Lepidosauria; Squamata; Candoiidae
Gene: TFCP2L1
Product: transcription factor CP2 like 1
Exons: 15
Coding region: 88-1515 (475 amino acids)
Biological process (GO): regulation of transcription by RNA polymerase II
Cellular component (GO): nucleus
Molecular function (GO): RNA polymerase II cis-regulatory region sequence-specific DNA binding; DNA-binding transcription activator activity, RNA polymerase II-specific
Source: RefSeq, a predicted model, not a curated record
UCGCUACUGACUGAGCCCCUCGAGUCGCAGCCAGCCCGGCGGAGGGAUUUGGCUUGGGGUCGGGGUUGCUGGCGAGCGAAGAGCAAGAUGCUGUUUUGGCACACGCAGCCGGAGCAUUACAACCAGCAUUCUACGGGCAGCUACUUGCGUGAUGUGCUUUCACUGCCAUUCUUUAAACAAGAAGAGCCUCAGCUUUCCCCUGAGAAUGAAGCAAAACUUCCUCCAUUUCAAUAUGUGCUCUGUGCAGCUACAUCUCCUGCCAUAAAGCUUCAUGAAGAGACUCUGACUUAUCUCAACCAAGGUCAGUCAUAUGAAAUCCGUCUACUUGAGAAUAGGAAAUUGGGAGAGUUUCAAGAUUUAAACACAAAAUAUGUAAAGAGCAUUAUUCGUGUAGUUUUUCAUGAUCGGCGUUUGCAAUAUACUGAGCACCAACAGCUAGAAGGCUGGAGAUGGAGUCGGCCUGGAGACCGCAUCCUUGACAUAGAUAUCCCACUGUCAGUUGGUAUCUUAGAUCCCAAAGCAAGUCCCACGCAGUUGAAUACAGUUGAAUUUCUGUGGGAUCCAUCUAAGAGAGCAUCUGCGUUUAUUCAGGUACACUGUAUUAGUACGGAAUUUACUCCAAGGAAACAUGGAGGGGAGAAAGGGGUACCCUUCCGAAUACAAAUGGAUACGUUUAAACAGAAUGAAAAUGGCGAGUAUACAGAACACUUACAUUCUGCAAGCUGCCAGAUCAAAGUGUUUAAGCCUAAAGGAGCAGAUAGGAAACAGAAAACAGACAGAGAAAAAAUGGAGAAGAAAACCACUCAAGAAAGGGAGAAAUAUCAGCCUUCCUAUGAUACAACCAUUCUCACUGAGUGUUCCCCGUGGCCAGAUGUACCUUAUCAAGUGAACAACACUCCAUCUCCAAAUUACAACAGCUCUCCAAACAGUUUCAGCCUUGGAGAUGGCAACAGUUCUCCAACUCAUCAGGUGGAGCUCCUGCCUCCCAGCAAUGAUCAUCUCCUUCCCUCUGCUUCUAUUCAAGAUGCUCAGCAGUGGCUUCAUCGAAAUAGGUUUUCUCAGUUCUGUAGACUAUUUUCAAGUUUCUCAGGUGCCGACUUACUGAAGAUGUCCAAAGAAGACUUCGUUCAGAUUUGUGGCCCAGCUGAUGGCAUUCGACUUUUUAAUGCCAUUAAAGGAAGGAAUGUAAGGCCUAAGAUGACCAUUUAUGUCUGUCAAGAACCUGAGCAAAAUCGGUCUCAUCUUCAUCAAAAACGAGAGAAUGGAGAUGGUAAUCUUUGUAUAUACCAUGCUAUCUUCUUAGAAGAGUUAACAACACUGGAAUUGAUGGAGAAGAUUGCAAACUUGUACAGUAUUUCCCCACAGCAGAUAAACCGGAUCUAUCGGCAAGGACCUACAGGGAUCCAUGUAUUAGUGAGCAAUGAGAUGGUACAAAACUUUCAAGAUGAAUCUUGUUUCAUCAUCUCUACAUUAAAAGCUGAAAGUAAUGACGGCUACCAUAUCAUUCUGAAAUGACCCACCUCUCUGUAUAUUGGGACUUGGAACACCUUUACAUCAUGAUGUCUCACCCUUCUUCCUGCGACUCAGUCUGGAAAGACAGAAAAUUCAUUGGAUAAAAUACUCCUAUUAACCAAAUGCUCUAACAAGAAGAUAAAAGUUGUAGUUUUUGGAGUCUUGAGGACCACAUAAUGCCUUCAGUUUGUUAUUGAUCUAGUGAUAUUUUGAUUCAAGUGCCUUGUUAAGAAAGUCUUGAAAUGAGCAGAUGAAAUAAGCUGAUACAAUAAACCACCAAGUUUUGGAGUUUAGCCUGGAUAUGGAUUUGAAAUUAACUGGGCUUACUCUAUUGCCCCUCUCUUUCCAGGCUGUUAUAGGAAGUCAGUUGCAGGAUUUUAUCAUUGAUCUGUACUGCUUUUCCCUUUAAAGUGGUUCUUCAACCUUGGCAACUUUAAGAAGUGUGGACUUCAACUCCCAGAAUUCCCCAUACUGGCUGGGGAUUUUUGGGAGUUGAAGUCCACACAUCUUAAAGUGGCCAAGGCUGAUAAAUACUACUUCAAAGCAAGGAAACUAUCUUCUAAGGUCAUCGUGAGAAAAUGUUGUUUCUGCACUCUGUUCUUAUAAACAAGGGCUUUCUUUUUCCCUUUUUUUCCUGAUCUUUUAUACCUCCAGCCUCUACUUUUAAACUUCUAAUUCAUUUCUCCCAUAAAGGCUUCAGACUUCAAGCUAAAACUAGGACAAACAGGGUCAGAUCUUACUUGCAACUGAAUGAUGCACCUCAUUGUAGCUAGCUUAUGUUACUUCAUACAGCUCAGCUUUCCUUCUGCUUAUUGGAUGGGUGGAAAGGGGUUGACUCUUGGGUGGGAAAAUGGGAGAUUACAAGUUUCCCAUCAUUACAGCUGAGAGAAAUGCAACACACCUCAUGGGACUUGGUGAGAUUUGACUUCGAAAGACAAUAAAAAUGGUUGCAUGUGUGCAUAGUCCGUU